AGAAAAUGUUUUAUUGUCUCAAACCAAAUAUUCCAGGUUUACAUAUUCAGAAAAGUUUAAAAAGUCAUUUAUUGAUAAAUGUUAACUUUGAACGGGCUGCUACAUGCUAGCUGUGUUUUAUCCUUUGUUGUUAAAGCAACAUUUGCUGCCACGUUAUCAGGUGGAGCGUCUUAUUUCUCCUCCUGCUUCAUCCUGUCAUUUUAAAUCCUGCUCUGCCAGACAGAACAAGCAGACAGAAAAGCAACGAAAACACAAUGAAAUGUGUGAUUUCCUUUCAGAGCGCUGGCGGACAUCCUGAGGCAGCAAGGCCCGGUUUCAGCUUCGCAGUUUGAGCAUGAAAACAUGGCGGCCAUUGAUGGUUCUCCCAAAGACGAGACGCCGGUCAGGAGCUCAAAGAACCACUACACUCCGGUCCACACCAAGACGUCCAACCACGGGCAUUAUGGGAAGGACACCCUGCGGCCCGGCGGACCGGACAUGCAUAACUUCAUCUCCUCUGGGUUCGUCACUCUGGGCCGGAGCCACCUGAAAGCGCAGCAAUCCAUCGACGAAUCGGGUCAGAUGUCCUGGCAGGGGGACCUGGACGUCCCCAUGUCCUACGGAAACCACCACCAUGAGUACCAGCACAGCCACCUGGACCUGACGGCGCUCACUCCCAAACUGGACCGGCCGCAGCGGAUCAACAACAUCCUGACCUCGGCCACCGAGCCCUACGACGUUUCGCUGUCCAGAUCCUUCCAGAACCUGAGCCACCUGCAGCCGUCCUACGAGCUGCCGCUCAAGCCUGACUUAAGUAAAUACUCUCCUCACAGACUAAGCGAUAAAGACAUGGAUGACUACUACCCCAGGAAGCAUCUUCAUCCUGACUUCGCUGGUCGGGGUCCGACCCACAUGGUGAAGCUGAAUGCUGAGCCCCACCAGCACCACCAGCACCAGCAGCACCAGCAGCGGCAGCAGCGCCCCCGGCGGGUGCAGAGGGCCAUGUCCCAGGACCACGUCCUGUCCCCCCCCAGGACGCCGCGGCGCGGAGACUACGGCUUGUCGUCGUACGGCGCCAUGGCAGCCGCCGCAUACGGAAGCAGCCGCAACCUCUCAAACGAGCAGCUGCUCUCGGCGGACCGCCUCCACUCCCAGGAUCCUCUGCUGUCCCCGGCGAUGAGGCGUGACAAGUUCCGGGAGAAGGCCAUGGCGCGGGCGAUGUCUCACGCCGACAUGCUAAUGCCGACCACGCCAGUCAUGGACCGCCACAAGAUGACCAAGAUGCACUCCCAACCCAGUGCCUCCAGUGACUCGUACAACACGCUGAUGGUCAACCAUCACGCUGGCACGUCCACGUCCAAGAGGCAGGCGUUCGCGUCCCGACGGACACACACGGUGGACCACCUGCAGUACAUUCCCGGCCACCACCACACGUACCGCACUGCCAGUAAGAACGAGGUAACUGUCUAAAGACCGUGUCGGAUGGCUGCAUCAGAAAUGUGACCGGACGUUAUCAGCAUCCGUCAUUAAAACUCUUCUUGUUGUUUUUUUAGCUUUGUGUGUGAUCCAGAAUUUGGACGACUAGGAAAAUCCUGGCAAAGACUUUUGUUCUCUGAGAGCAUCAUAAGGGCUUUGCUUUGACUCAAAGAUCCUUCCUGUCGACGCAGGACACAGUGAAGAAAAUAUUUUUUAAACCAGACGUAGGACUCGAAGGGAAUUGUACCACCUUUAUAGACAUACAAAUAAACUCUUUACUGUUUGUAUUUCCAGUCUUUGUUAUAGCUUUAGAGAUGCUCAUUAUCUGAUGUACGCACUUCAGUUGGUGCCUCUUGAAAUUGUCCCGUUUCAGCAGUGAAGGGGAUCUGUGGGUUAAAAAGCACAAUUAAUGAAUUCCCAUUUUUUUGGAUUAGGUUUUCUCUUCUUUGACAAACGGCCGGAACAUAUCAGCUUAGACUAUAAGUGAAACAGGUUAUUUGUGUUGCAUACUAUAGAUGAUUGUAAAUAGGCUAUCUUAGCUGCAUAAAGCCCUCUGGACUACUGUCCCAAGUGGAGUUUAUUAGGUGUUUCCAUUUAUUAAUUCUGUUUUAGGUAAGGAAAAGUUCCCAGAUUAGUAUUAUUUCCACCGAUGUCUGCAAACUAUGUGGAUCUAAUAUGUGCGUUGGGAGUGUGUUUCUGUUUGUUUUCUAGCUUGUGGCGCAGAGCGGCUCUGAAUGAUUUUGGAUUUUUGCUGUCAUUUUUGGCCAGUUGCUUCCAUCUCUGCAGAUCAGGCCUCAGCGUCGCGGAUCGUCGAGUGGCGAAAACAAUCAGUCUGAAGACGCUGUCAUGCUUGGCUGACCAGGUGUCACGUGCCAAUCAAACGCUGAUUAAACUGUGAAAUGUUUGUCCAGUGUUUCCCAUUCAAGCAAUGCCUUAUUGUAUAGAACGCCAUAAGCUCUUAAAUGAACCGGUUUGCUUUGUCG
Molecule: messenger RNA, 2438 nt
Organism: Poecilia latipinna (sailfin molly)
Lineage: Eukaryota; Metazoa; Chordata; Actinopteri; Cyprinodontiformes; Poeciliidae
Product: protein shisa-6 homolog
Exons: 7
Coding region: 343-1449 (368 amino acids)
Biological process (GO): regulation of short-term neuronal synaptic plasticity; regulation of AMPA receptor activity
Cellular component (GO): postsynaptic membrane; postsynaptic density; dendritic spine membrane
Source: RefSeq, a predicted model, not a curated record